AUGACCUCCCUCCCCGAAUCCCAUCCCGCCUCACAUGUCAAAAUUCAAAUCUGCCCCUCCCCUCUUGCGGCAGACUUUGCCGUUACCAAUGCCAUCGCAACCAUGGUAAACGAAUGCUACCUCGUCGCCGAGGGCGACCUCUGGCGGCCCGAAGACAGGCUGCCCCGCACCGAUCCGGCAGAGGUUAGCAGCCUCAUCACCGCCGGCAACCUUGUAGUUGCAUGGUCUCCGUCCGGCGCGUUGGCCGGUUGCGCGAGUCUGUCACCGUAUGGAGAAGGAGGGCUGAUGGUAGGGAUGCUGGCAACGGCGCGUCGGGGCGGCGGACUGGGCGGGCGCAUCAUGGCGUUCUGCGAGGACGAGGCCAGGCGCCGGUCCGGGAUGCCUAAUGCAGGGACAUGUUGUGCGGUCGAGUUUUGGCGACCUAAGGGCCCGGUCCCCCACGCAGGGAAGGAGAGGCUUUUUGGUUGGUAUGGACGGCUCGGCUAUCAAGUCGUCAAAACUGAGGAUUUGGCUGAUAGCAGGUAUGCAAGCUUUAUGUGGCGUUUGGCAGUAGAGAUUGACAGCAUAGUACUGGAGAAGAAGCUUUCGUAA
Molecule: messenger RNA, 591 nt
Organism: Pyricularia pennisetigena
Lineage: Eukaryota; Fungi; Ascomycota; Sordariomycetes; Magnaporthales; Pyriculariaceae
Exons: 1
Coding region: 1-591 (196 amino acids)
Source: RefSeq, a predicted model, not a curated record